AUCCACAGUUAACAGCUGUUUGAGAGUGCUUGUUAGUACCGAUCAUGUGUAGUCUGAAACGAGGAAAACAUAAAUAACACAAAUACAAAACACUUGGAAAAAAAAAAUGCCUGAGGGUCCUGAGCUUCACAUUUCAAGUUUAUUUAUCAAUGACUCAGUGAGAGAUUUGAUUUUUUCUGGUAAAAUUCUUAAAUCUGAGGUUUCGAAAAAUCCCGUUAUUGAAUGGGACGUCCCGCUAUAUACGAUUAAAGCAGAAUCACGAGGUAAAGAGAUGAAACUUUGGCUAGAAGAGUACUCACCAGAUAAAAAAGGUAGACAGCUGGAGAAAAUCUCCAUACUCUUUCGAUUUGGCAUGUCAGGAUGUUUCAAACUAUCAACAGUGGAUGACAUUCCAAAACAUUCACAUUUGAGGUUCCUCACAAAAGAUAGUGAAAUUCCAAUUCAAGUUCUGAAUUUUGUUGACUUUCGAAGAUUUGGAAGAUGGGAGAUGAAUGCUGACUGGGGCUCAGAUAGAGGACCUUGCCCUAUUACUGACUAUGAAACCUUUCGCAAAAAUAUUGUUGAUAAUCUUGAAGACCCUGCAUUUAAACAGAAAGCUAUUUGUGAAGUUCUGUUAAAUCAAAAAUUUUUUAAUGGAAUUGGCAAUUACCUUAGGGCUGAAAUAUUGUUUAGAUCAAAAAUUGCCCCAUUUGAUGAAGCCUACUCUGUGCUAUGCAAAUGGAAAGAUUCUGCUACCUACCCUAUUAAAUCUGAAAAGGUUUUACCUAUUGUCAAAGACCCACUAUAUCUUUGCCAUGCAGUGUGCAUGGAAGUGUUAAAACUUAGUGGUGGCUAUGAUGUAGAAAAUGGUCUUAAGGACCAUGGUGCUUUUGAAAACUGGCUUCAGUGUUACCAAAACCCUAGCAUGAAUAACCUACAGGAUAGACAUAAACGAACGAUUUGGUUUGAAGGAGAACCAGGGAUUUUGGUUCCUAAGGGUAGCGUCGCUCGGCGUCCAAAAAAUAAACAACGGAUCUCUGACAGUAUCUCAGAAUCAUCAAGUGCAAAUAAAAAAAGAGUCAGAAAAGGCAAUUCAAGUACAAAAGCAACUGUACCUGCGAUGGCUCCCGUGGCUGUCACAACCCGUCGUUCGCCACGCUUUUCUGGUGCUGUGAUAAACUCGGCAUGAUUGAAAACUUGAUUAUCAGCUUAUUAACUUCGUUAUUUAUUUCACAAUAAUUGUUUCUUAAAAUUAAAUUGUG
Messenger RNA from Daphnia pulicaria, 1241 nucleotides. Its product is annotated as endonuclease 8-like 1. Gene Ontology annotation, cellular component: nucleus. Lineage: Eukaryota; Metazoa; Arthropoda; Branchiopoda; Diplostraca; Daphniidae. The transcript has 5 exons. Gene Ontology annotation, molecular function: nucleic acid binding; DNA N-glycosylase activity; zinc ion binding. The coding region runs from base 107 to 1168 and encodes 353 amino acids. The record is from RefSeq and is a predicted model, not a curated record. Gene Ontology annotation, biological process: base-excision repair.